AUGUCAGUAGUUGCUAAAACAGUUACCCAUGAUUCCAUUGAAAUUUUGAUGUCAAAACAAAACUAUUUAACUGGUAAGGAAACUUGUAAAUUUAAAUAUAAGUGGACAAUUGAAAACUUCAGUCAGUUAGCCAUAACAGAAGCAAUUACAUCACCAAGUUUUUCAUCUCAUCAUUCUGAUUUUGGCGAUGAAUGGAUUUUGGAAAUAAAUCAAAAUGAAGCAACCGCUUCAGAUGACGAUUCUGAAUCUGAUGAUGACAGUUCUGAUUCUGAAUCUGACGAUACUGAAUCUGACGAUCCUGACUCUGACGAUGCUGAAUCAGUCAACGGAUACGUGUCGAUGGAGCUACAACUUCAAUCAUUCCAUGCAUUAAAAAAUCCUCUACAAUUAUUACAAGCAAAAUGUAAAUUAUCAAUUGAGGGAAGACAAACAAUAACUAAAGAACACUGUUUCAAUAAUAUCCAUGAAAAAAUUUCGUAUGAUAAAUAUAUUUCAAGAUCAAAGUUGUUGGAUCUAUCGAAUAGAUACUUAAAAAAUGAUAAACUGAAAAUUUGUUGUACAAUAACAAUGUCUAAAAAAAUAACAAAAAAUUCUGCUGUAGUUUCAACAUUAAAUUCAACAUCACAAUGGAGUGAAGACUGGAAAAAACUUUUGUUGAAUAAGCUAUCAGCUGAUGUUACCAUUCAAGUGGGUCAAAAAUCAUUUCAUGCAAUCAAAGGAAUUCUUGCAGUUGAUCAUCUUAAAAAUAUUUGUGAAGACGUAAUUGGUAAAAUGAUAAACUUUGAUAAUGUUGCAAGUAUACUUGUUUGUUCUGAUACAUAUAAUCUUAAAAAACUAAAUCAAGCGUGUUCAAAAUUUAUGAAAAAAAAUUUACAAGUUAUAUUGUUAAAUGAGAAUUUUAAAGUUUACAAAGAAAAACAUCCUAAAGUUUUUGUAAGUUUUUUUGAAGAGUUGCUGUUGUCAGCAAAAUCAUUUAGAUAA
Messenger RNA from Aphidius gifuensis, 981 nucleotides. RefSeq names its product speckle-type POZ protein-like. Gene Ontology annotation, molecular function: protein binding. Lineage: Eukaryota; Metazoa; Arthropoda; Insecta; Hymenoptera; Braconidae. Gene Ontology annotation, biological process: protein ubiquitination. The coding region runs from base 1 to 981 and encodes 326 amino acids. The record is from RefSeq and is a predicted model, not a curated record. The transcript has 2 exons.